AUGGACUCUGCAGAAGAGGAUCACGGUCCUGAGGUUUUCGAGACCAGCGACGUCGAAAGCGAAAGCGGAACCAAUCAUGUUGAAGAAUCCAGUGAAAGCAUUGCACGUGAUGCCUUGGCCCCGCCUCUGGACGCCGUUUCCAGCUAUGAGUCUUCAGCUCUCAGUGACGAAUUGACCUUGGUUGAUUUCCUGGGCAAUGUGGCGAGGCGGUUGGCCCAAAGUGGCUAUAAUGUGGAGAAGCUUGGAGAAACGAGGAAACAGAAAAUGGCCAGAAUUGCUAGAGAGCUUGAAGAGUUGGAGAAAGAGGAGCCUUCUGAAGUUGAGGUAUUGGCUGGAAAGUUCCGUGAAUUGAAAGCUGGGGACGAGAAAAACGGUGAUUUUGAUCUUGGUGUGGGAGACCUUUUCAAGAAUAUCGAGUCUGCCUUGAAGAAAAAGUCAAAAAAGGAGCAUUCUGAGUCGAACGAGGUGCUACGAUUGGAAAAGAGGAUAGCCGAGUUGGAGGAGGCCAUUGGGUCCAAUGAGGACACACCCACAAGCAUCAGAAACAUCUUGAACAACGCCAGUCGAAAGGUGAACGUCUUGUACGAUCACGAGGAGGAGAUCGCUGCUGUCCAGACCGAAAUCAAGCUGCUCAGCAAAGAUAUGGAGGCUUUGGCUGCCAACAGGCGUAUGGCUCUGAUUUCAAGCGGCUCUAAAGAGCCUCCUGUGGUGCCAAUCAGCUUUGAUCAUAAAGUGUCGUCUUUGUAUGACCGGUUGGGUGAGUUUGACAGAGUCAACACCAUAGUGCCUCUGAUGAUAGCCAGGCUACAUUCGCUCAACAGUGUUCAUGCAGAGGGCGGGCAUGCUGUGGAAUGUGUGGCUACGUUGGACAAGACAUUGAGCAGUUUGGCGCUGGAUAUGAAGAAGUGGGACGAAUCGGUGGACAAGAUAGACAAGAGUCUUGUGGAGCAGAGCGAGGCGUUUGAGAAGAACGCCGAGGUGUUUCAGAAGAAGAUGGAGGAUGUGAUGAGUCGAAUUGACCAGAUCGAAGCGAGGAAGGGUUAA
Molecule: messenger RNA, 1044 nt
Organism: Candidozyma pseudohaemuli
Lineage: Eukaryota; Fungi; Ascomycota; Pichiomycetes; Serinales; Metschnikowiaceae
Exons: 1
Coding region: 1-1044 (347 amino acids)
Biological process (GO): mitotic spindle organization
Cellular component (GO): cytoplasm; dynactin complex
Source: RefSeq, a predicted model, not a curated record